Messenger RNA from Juglans regia (Persian walnut), 375 nucleotides. RefSeq lists its product as uncharacterized. The transcript has a single exon. Gene Ontology annotation, molecular function: RNA-DNA hybrid ribonuclease activity; nucleic acid binding. Lineage: Eukaryota; Viridiplantae; Streptophyta; Magnoliopsida; Fagales; Juglandaceae. Bases 1 to 375 code for a protein of 124 amino acids. The record is from RefSeq and is a predicted model, not a curated record.
AUGGAGGAGUAUCAAAGUGCUCAAGGAAUCAGUAGAGAAACCAGUAGCAGCAGAAUUGUUAAUAACAGUAGAGGAGACAAAGAGCUUGCUAAAUGGAAGGCACCAAGGGAAGGAGUAGUGAAAGUGAAUUGGGAUGCAGCUUAUGACAAGAAAAACAAGAUGAUGGGUGCUUGUGUGAUUAUAAAAGAUGCAGUAGGGGAUGUUCUAGUGUCUCUUUGUCUGAAAAAAAUACAUGUUAAUUCUUCUGUGGUUGCUGAAAUAGAAGCUUUGCGGAGAGCCUUGAAGCUGUGCUCAGAACUCAACAUUGGGGAGGCUAUGUUUCAAGGGGAUGCUCUGGAGGUUGUUAAGGCUGUAAAUUGUGCAGAUGAAAACUAG